Molecule: messenger RNA, 2395 nt
Organism: Vespula vulgaris
Lineage: Eukaryota; Metazoa; Arthropoda; Insecta; Hymenoptera; Vespidae
Product: vascular endothelial growth factor receptor 1-like
Exons: 9
Coding region: 108-2288 (726 amino acids)
Biological process (GO): protein phosphorylation; multicellular organism development; positive regulation of kinase activity
Cellular component (GO): signaling receptor complex
Molecular function (GO): ATP binding; transmembrane receptor protein tyrosine kinase activity
Source: RefSeq, a predicted model, not a curated record
GCACUCAAAUCAGAUUUAAAGUACGCAAAUCCUUCUAGUUAAUAAGAAAACAGAAUAGUACAUUAAUCUGAUAUCUAUUAGUUUAUUAUUUGUUUCACUAACAACAAAUGUUAUCUCAAACUUCAUCAUUUUUUUUACAAUCAAUUGUGAUUUUUCUUAUUUUUAAUAUUAACAUAUUAUGGGCAUCAAGUACAAAUAAACUUUUUGGUGAUGUGAGAAACAUCACAGUAUAUGCUUUAGAAGAUGAAAAAUAUUUAAAUCAUUAUGACAUAUAUCAAUCUUUAAAAUUAAAUAUAUCUUGGUUACCACCAAAUGAGAAUAUGCAACCUUCCUCAUACAGUGUGACAGUAACAAGCAUGUCAAGUGAAAAAUCAAAUCUUGCAAUUUGUCCAAAAGGAAUACUGUCUUAUAUAACAAAAAAUAACAGUGAACUUAAUGUUUUACUACCACAGAGUGAGUUAUCAACUGGUGUACCAGAGUCUUAUAUUCGUCCAAGCUGCUCAUAUAAGAUAGAAGUUUAUGCUAAUCCAAGAAAAAAGCCAACAGGAACAGCACAAGAGAUAAUUUAUAAAGUCCCAGAAUGUGUAAGUCAUAAAUGUGAUUGCACAAAUAGAAAAUCUGUAUUACCAAUCCCUCGUGUAAAUGUGACUGUUAAUACAUGUCAAGUCAUAAUUACAUGGAGCAUAGAAACUAAUGAUACUCAUGUACAUUCCUACAAAGUUAGUAUAGGAAUUCCUCCUUUAAUAUCAAAAGCAAGAUUUCCUGUAUAUAAUAUUUCACAAAUAGGUAUUACCGAAGCAAAAACUAAUAUUUUUUUAUGGAAUUUAUAUAAUGGUUAUCAAUGUAAUGAAUUAAAAGACAAUUACAAAAUAUUUGUAACUGCAAUAGAUGAUCAUGGUUGCUUUGGUAAUCAUGGAAUAUUUACCAUCAAUUUAUCAGAUCAGAGUUCAUCAUUGCAAAACUAUUUUAUUAUAUUUGUACCUGUUACAUUGGUUAUCUGUAUAAUAUUCAGUUUGUUUAGUUUUAUUUUUUUUAAAAAGAAAAAACAAAAAUUCAUUUGGAGGAAAGGACAUACAUCACGAAUACAAGAAAUAGAUUCCAUUUCCAAGUGUAAAUCAAAUUGGGUGAAUUCUAUUCUUCGAAAACAUAAUAUGUUAUAUACUCAAUGCAAUACAGAGAUUAUACCAUAUAAACAUGAAACAAGUGAAUUUGAAAUCCCAUAUAAUUCUUUAAAAUUGACUUCUGAAUUGGGUGAAGGCCAAUUUAGUAAAGUUUAUCUUGGAUACAUAAAUAAUAAUGCAACACCAGUAGCAGUUAAGAUGUCAAGGUUAUCAAAUGAAUUAAAUAAACUAGAUAUGUACCGAGAAUUUAUGGAAGAGAUUGAAAUAAUGAUAAAAGCAGGACAACAUCCACAUUUAGUUAAUCUUAUAGGUUAUUCCAUUGUGCCAAAUAAAUCCGUAUAUAUAAUUUUAGAGUAUAUGAAAGGUGGUAAUUUAUUGGCAUAUUUGCAUUCAAUAAGAGAUAAGAAAACUGAAUCUGGAUUUAUACAAAAUAUUUUUAAUAAAUAUGGAUUUGGAUUUGGUUCUUUAGAAACAUUAUAUACAACAAUAAAUACAUUAUCUAUAUCUUCAACAUAUUCAAAAAAUGACAAAUUGAAAUUGCCUAGUUCAAGAUAUGUUAAUCUAGAGUGUUUUAAAAAAGAAGAAAAUGCCAUAAAUAUGCAGGCUGAAGUUGAAAGAAAUCAAUUUAUACAAUUUGCUCUUGACAUUGCAAAAGGAAUGGAGCAUUUGGAAUCUAAGGGUAUUAUUCAUAGAGAUCUUGCUGCAAGGAAUAUAUUACUUACUUCAAAUCUAUCUUUAAAGAUAUCUGAUUUUGGACUUUCUAGAAAUGGAAUCUAUACUAUAAAUGACAUGUCAAGCAAAAUAAGACAACUUCCAGUACGCUGGAUGUCUCCAGAAACUUUACAAGAUCGUAUAUUUUCUUCUAAGAGCGAUGUCUGGUCAUUUGCUGUAGUAUUGUGGGAGAUUGGUACUUUUGGAGCUUUUCCAUAUUCACAUGUACCAGAUAACAAAUUAUUAGAACAUAUAAUUAUUGAAAAACAAUGUUUAAGUCAACCAAAAAAUGUUCCUUGUGAUAUUUAUAAAAUAAUGCAAUAUUGUUGGGCAUUUCAACCAGAAAAUAGACCUACUUUUGCACAACUUGUAUUAGAUUUACAAGCUUUAAUAGGAUUCUUGCCUUUACAAAAUGCAAAAAAUAAUCCUUGUUACACAUUACUGUCUUAUUCUUAGAAUAUGUAAUAGCAAAACAAAAAUUGCUACUAUUAGUAAUGCAAAUAUAAAUAAAAAUUGUACUAAUAUUUUGACAUUAAACGAUAGAUAUUUAAAUAAAAGCAAGU